Messenger RNA from Lemur catta (Ring-tailed lemur), 3315 nucleotides. RefSeq names its product pseudouridine synthase 3 (gene PUS3). Lineage: Eukaryota; Metazoa; Chordata; Mammalia; Primates; Lemuridae. Gene Ontology annotation, biological process: mRNA pseudouridine synthesis; tRNA pseudouridine synthesis. Gene Ontology annotation, molecular function: RNA binding; pseudouridine synthase activity. The coding region runs from base 1347 to 2750 and encodes 467 amino acids. The transcript is spliced from 5 exons. The record is from RefSeq and is a predicted model, not a curated record. Gene Ontology annotation, cellular component: nucleus; cytoplasm.
GCGCGGGCGGCCGGGCGGAGGGUGGCGGUGUACGGGGCUGCGAGGUUUCGGUCCGGCAGGCCCCGGCUUUGCGCCAGGCGUUGGAGACCCGGGACGCGGCGCCAUCGCGGUCAGCGUUCGCUGCUGCCGCGCUCUGCGAGGCCAGCCGGCAGCGGGGACUGCGAGCGGCAGCAACCUUGGUACUGAGGCCAGAACCCUGCCCCUGCGCCCCGACGGUCCGCCGGGAGGAGAGGCUGCACUCCCCACCCUUCUGGCUCUCGCGUCCGUGUCUGCCUGGAAAUUUCCGCCUGCGCAUUACGAGAUGUAAGCGAGGUUAGCGAGUCGCGUAGGGAAGUGGAGAGACAAAAUGUGUGAGUUUGAUCUGAAGAACGAACUGAAAUGCGAAGGUUGCGGGAAGGAAGCAGAGUUCAAGUUCUAACUUCUGCUCCUGCCCUAGAUGCCUGUGAUGUGUCCACAUACCUGCUUAUUUUAACGUUUAUUCUGAGAUGUGCCCCCUUGUUAAAGCCAUCCUGAGAAAACGGUUUUCCUCUCGGUACGACCUCUACCUCAUACUUUCAUUUGCACAAUAACUGCUAAACUUGGACGAAAAAACCGCAUUCUUUUUCAGUUUUCUAACUGGAACUUUGAGAUUUGGGUCAGCGUCUCUGGAAUUGGAGGUAAAAAUACAAAAAUCCGCAAAUGAAACUGCAGUUAUGAUCUCUCCGUGGUGCUGAAGCAACACUCUCCAGGGUGGUUCGGCCACUCUCCAGGCGCCUCAGUCGUUUGUUCUGAGAUUAUCAUAUUCCUUUUUAGCUUUCACAUUUGGAGUCUAACAGGAAAUAUUUUUGUCUCUCAGUGAUAACUUUCUUUUACUCUAGGUACAAAAUCGGACCUGGAUCUUCAAUCUGUUAGUUUUCGAAUAAGCAUAGGAGACAUUUGAAAAAUUACUUCCCUUCUAUUAUUUUAGCAGAGCACUAAAAUUUCUCCUUUUACUCUCGUGGUACUACGGGCCCUCCGUUCGCAGCGCCCAGACCGGGAAACGCCCGGGAGAGCGCCGCGCCGCGCCUGCGCGCUGAGCUCCCGGAACUGCGCUUGCCGCGGCCCGGCCUACUCCCAUGAGGCCGCGGGCGCGCGGGCGCGGUGUCGAGCGACGGCUUCCUGUGUCGCGGGGUGCGGAGGCCGGCGACCGGAAGGUUUUCUGUGAACAAGCAAACUAUUUCUGCUGUUACUCUUCUGGCCUCCAAUGCUAAAACUGUCAACUUCCAGACUUCAGAUGUUCCUCAUUGGAUUAGAACUAUCAACAACAGACACAUUCCACUGUAAGUUAGGGUGGACCUAUAUGAUUCCUUUAUUCCUGGGGUUGUCAUAUGAUGGCUGAAAAUGACAGAGAUGGAAACCAAACCAAGAAACUCCUAAAAAGAGUACAAGAACUGGAGCAGGAGGUACAGAGACUUAAAAAGGAACAUGCCAACACCAAGGACACAAAUGUUAGAGAAAAUUCAUCAGAAGGUGGAAAAGCUAAGCGUGCAUUUGAUUUCAGAGCUCAUGGCCAAAGACAUAUAGCCCUAAAAAUAGCCUAUCUUGGCUGGGGAUACCAGGGCUUUGCUAGUCAGGAAAACACAAAUAAUACGAUUGAAGAGAAACUGUUUGAGGCUCUAACCAAGACUCGACUAGUAGAAAGCAGACAGACAUCCAGCUAUCACCGAUGUGGGCGAACAGACAAAGGAGUUAGUGCCUUUGGACAGGUGAUUUCUCUUGACCUUCGUUCUAAGUUUCCAAGGGGCAGGGAUUCAGAGGGUUUUUACUUAAAAGAUGAAGCUAGUGAUGCUGCAAAAGAGAUCCGAUAUACCCACAUUCUCAAUCGGGUACUCCCUCCAGACAUCCGUAUACUGGCCUGGGCCCCUGUAGAACCUAGCUUCAGUGCUAGGUUCAGCUGUCUUGAGCGGACUUACCGUUAUUUUUUCCCUCGUGCUGAUUUAGAUAUUGAAACCAUGAAUUAUGCAGCUCAAAAGUAUGUUGGCACCCAUGAUUUCAGGAACUUGUGUAAAAUGGAUGUAGCCAAUGGAGUGAUUAACUUUCAGAGGACGAUUCUGUCUGCUCAAGUACAGCUAGUGUGCCAGAGCCUGGGUGAGGAAAGAUGGCAAGAACCUUUUCAGUUAUGUCAAUUUGAAGUGACUGGUCAGGCGUUCCUUUAUCAUCAAGUCCGCUGUAUGAUGGCUAUCCUCUUUCUGAUUGGCCAAGGAAUGGAGAAGCCAGAGAUUAUUGAUGAGCUGCUGAACAUAGAGAAAAAUCCCCAGAAACCUCAAUAUAGUAUGGCUGUAGAAUUUCCUCUAGUCUUGUAUGACUGUAAGUUUGAAAAUAUCAAGUGGAUCUAUGACCGGGAGGUUCAGGAGUUCAAUGUUACCCACCUACAACAGCUAUGGGCUAACCAUGCUGUCAAAACUCACAUGUUGUAUAGUAUGCUACAAGGACUGGACUCUGUUGCAAUACCCUGUGGAACAGGACCAAAGAUGGAUGGAAUGAUAGAAUGGAGAAAUGUUAAGCCCUCUGUCAUAAAGCAGACCAGUGCCUUUGUAGAAGGAGUGAAAAUGCGCACUUAUAAGCCCCUGAUGGAUCGUCCUAAAUGCCAAGGAUUGGAAUCCCGUAUCCAGCAUUUUGUACGUAGGGGACGCAUCGAGCACCCAUAUUUAUUCCAUGAGGAAGAGAAUACUAUGUUGGAGACACCAACAAAGAGGGUCUGUGUUGAUAUGGAAAUAAAAAACAUCACUUAACCACAAACUUACCAGGAUCUAAGAACCAACAACGAACUAGUGGUAGGUGGGCAGAAAAGAAAUACAAAAAAAAUUAUUUACUGUAAGAAGUACUAGAAAUUCAGAUGAUCAGCUAAGACUUUAAGGUCCUAUUAAGGAAGAUUUUGCUUUAACAAGAAAGAGUUCAAACGUUAUUUCAUCCUUGUCUAAAAGGAUUAAGAGAUGAAAGCAGCAAAAAGCAAUUGUAAAAUGGAGAUGUACUUAUUUGUGUACACCUGGAAAUCUGUGCCUUGUGUUUAAAUUCAUCAAAGCCUAAUACUGCAAGUGUGUAAUUCGUCAUGCUGUUCUUUUUCAAAGCAAAUGAGUUAUUCGUUACUCAUCUGAAUUCUCAUAAAGAGGUUCACCUGAGUGUCUUAUUUUCUAAGAAUUUAGAAAUAUUAAUUUCAACCAAUUAAGGAUUGGAAAAAUUGAUUAAGUGGCAGGCAUUAUGCUAGCUCGAAGUCACCUAACCAAACAAGACACAGCACCUUUCCUUAUGAAGCAUAUAAACCUAGUGCAGAGAAGGAAUAAAGAGUAAAUAUUUUAG